Molecule: messenger RNA, 2385 nt
Organism: Abrus precatorius (Indian licorice)
Lineage: Eukaryota; Viridiplantae; Streptophyta; Magnoliopsida; Fabales; Fabaceae
Product: cellulose synthase-like protein H1
Exons: 9
Coding region: 1-2385 (794 amino acids)
Biological process (GO): plant-type primary cell wall biogenesis; cellulose biosynthetic process
Cellular component (GO): plasma membrane; trans-Golgi network
Molecular function (GO): mannan synthase activity; cellulose synthase (UDP-forming) activity
Source: RefSeq, a predicted model, not a curated record
AUGAGCAGCCAUGAUUGUUUUUUUGUCUUUAAAAGGAACACUUCCCCUAAGCAAGAAGCACAUUAUUCAGUGGCUAGGCUACCACCAGUCCAUUUCAUUUCUAGUUUGAGUUUCUCAAUGGCCAAUCAAAACACUUUUCCUCUCUACCAAAAAAAUUGGGUAAAACACACUUUUUCAAGAGCAAUGGAUUCCAUGGUUCUGCUCCUACUUCUCAUGCUCCUUGGUUACCGUGUUUGCUCUCGUAGCAUCAACACAUUCCCUUGGUUUGUUGCAUUCCUAUGCGAGUCAUGGUUCACCUUCACUUGGAUCACCACCAUGAGCACAAAAUGGACUCCUGCACACACCACAACCUACCUAGACCUUCUACUUCUUCGGGUACCUGAGCUUCCACCAUUGGAUCUGUUUGUGACGACAGCAGAUCCAGUGCUUGAACCACCCAUCAUCACAAUCAACACUGUGUUGUCUCUGUUGGCACUUGAUUAUCCAGCUAACAAGCUAGCUUGCUAUGUUUCUGAUGAUGGAUGCUCCCCUCUUACCUUCUAUGCCCUUGUGGAAGCCUCUAAAUUUGCCAAGCUUUGGGUACCUUUUUGUAAGAAGUACAAUGUACAAGUUAGAGCACCGUUUAGGUACUUUUCUGAUGAAGCCACGGCCAAGGCUUACAAUGGUGACUUGCAAGAAUUUCGACAAGAAUGGUUCAAAAUGAAGGAAGAAUAUGAACAACUUAGCCGUAAAAUUCAGAAUGCGGCCCAAAUGUCGAAUCCGUGUCAGCUUGUCGGAGAAUUCGCAGUUUUCUCAAAAAUACAGCUGAAAAACCAUCCGACCAUAAUUAAGGUAAUAUGGGAGAACAAGGAAGGUCUUUCAGAUGGGUUGCCACACUUAAUCUACGUAUCUCGAGAGAAGAGGCCACAACAUCCACAUCAUUACAAAGCUGGUGCUAUGAAUGUGUUGACAAGAGUCUCAGGGUUGAUGACAAAUGCACCCUUUAUCCUAAACGUAGAUUGUGACAUGUAUGUGAACAAUCCUAAGAUUGCACUACAUGCCCUUUGCAUUUUGUUGGAUCAAAAGGGAGAAAAAGAAGUUGCAUUUGUUCAAUGUCCCCAACGAUUCUAUGAUGCAGUAAAGGAUGAUGCUUUUGGAAAUCAGCUGGUGGCUUUGCCUAUGUACAUAGGAGGUGGAUUUGCAGGACUUCAGGGGAUUAUAUACGCGGGAACAAAUUGCUUCCACAGAAGAGAAGUUAUUUACGGCCUUUCUCCUGAUCAUGCCAUUCAAAAUGCAAAGAAGGACUUUGGUUUCACUAAUGGAACAUUAUCAAAAAAGGAAUUAGUACAAAAAUUUGGAACUUCAAGGGGAUUUGUUGAAUCAGCCACUCAUACUUUAGAAGGGAAGACAUUUACAACUAAUGAUAAGCUUUUCAAAUAUCUUGAUCUUGAGGCAGAGAGCCAAGUUGCUAGUUGCGAAUAUGAAUACAGCACCGCCUGGGGUAAACAGGUAGGAUGGCUAUAUGGAUCCACGUCAGAGGAUGUACUUACUGGGCUGAUAAUGCACACAAAAGGUUGGAGAUCUGAAGUUUGUUCUCCAAAUCCUAUGGCCUUUAUGGGCUGCUCACCUCAAGACAACUUGGGUCAAAUGGCCCAACAUAAGAGGUGGUCCUCAGGGUUGCUUGAUAUCUUCCUCAGCAAGCAUUGUCCAAUUUUUGGUACAGUAUUUGGUAAUCUCCAAUUAAGAGAGUGCUUGGCAUAUAUUUGGAUCACAAAUUGGGCCUUAAGAUCUGUCCCUGAAAUAUGUUAUGCGGUUCUCCCUGCCUAUUGCAUCAUUACCAAUUCCAGUUUCUUGCCUUAUAAGGAACCCGGAAUGUGGAUCCCAGUAACCGUGUUUGUGAUCUACAACAUAUCUACUCUAGCAGAGCAUUUGAUAUCAGGGUUGUCAGCUAGAACAUGGUGGAACAACCAAAGAAUGGGAAGAAUAACCACCAUGACUUCAUGCUUUUUUGGAUUCUUGGGCAUUCUACUUAAGCGGUUGAGAAUAUCUGACACAAUCUUUGAAAUAACAAAGAAGGAACAACCAUCUUCCACGAGUGGUGAUGAAAAUGAUGGUAGGUUCAUUUUCAACGAGUCUUUGCUUUUCGUUCCUGGCACAACUAUUUUGCUCAUUCAACUCAUAGCACUGGUCACCAGCUAUUGGUGGUGGCAACCUCUAGUUAAGAAUGAGCGUGCAUAUGGGGUAGGAGAGGUGUUUUGCUGUGCAUAUUUGGUUAUUUGUUACUUGCCAUUUUUGAAAGGACUCUUCCGAAAAGGAAAGUAUGGGAUUCCAUUACCCACAAUAUGCAAGGCAACGGUGCUAGCUUUCCUAUUUGUUCACCUAUGUAAUAGUGCCGUUACCAAUUGA